Molecule: messenger RNA, 378 nt
Organism: Lindgomyces ingoldianus
Lineage: Eukaryota; Fungi; Ascomycota; Dothideomycetes; Pleosporales; Lindgomycetaceae
Exons: 5
Coding region: 1-378 (125 amino acids)
Source: RefSeq, a predicted model, not a curated record
AUGGAAUUCUGGGAAAGCGGAAUCUCAGGGUAUCUGGCAUUGUACCUGUUUCUGGGCGAUAAAAUCAUUGCCACAAUCGCUGGCUAUGGGAAAUGGCCACUUCGGGUCUAUGGCGAGUUGAAUUUGGAGAUUGAUUGGGAUCGUUGUUCAAUGUUAGGACCUUUCGUUCUCUGGCCGCUCUACGCGUUUGUUAACCCCGGGAUUUAUUCCCGGCCUCUAGAUAACGACCGUUUGGGCAGCUCUGAUCGACAUUUAUUCAGGAGCAAGGCAAGUUUGACGAUGAUAUCUUGGAGUUUGGUUCUGAAUUCUUCUGAUUCAAAUAUGAACUCGCUCUGUUCUACUCGUGCUCAACUAGGAUGGUCAAUUAUUCCUAAAUAG